This is a messenger RNA of Metarhizium acridum CQMa 102, 990 nucleotides long. RefSeq lists its product as uncharacterized. Gene Ontology annotation, cellular component: mitochondrion. The record is from RefSeq and is a predicted model, not a curated record. NCBI's taxonomy places the organism in Eukaryota, Fungi, Ascomycota, Sordariomycetes, Hypocreales, Clavicipitaceae. Gene Ontology annotation, molecular function: (3R)-hydroxyacyl-[acyl-carrier-protein] dehydratase activity.
AUGCGCCCCUCCGCCCUCCGGCGCAUCACACCCUCCACACGAGCAUACACAACACCAUCACCAACGUCGGCAUCCGCCGCCGCAGCUCACCUCCUCGAAACCUUCCACAACAAAACCCUUAUCCAGCACCAGGUCCUCGACGCAAACCAGCUCCAAAAGCUCUCCCUAACACUCAACCGCCCGACAAUCCACGCCCAAAACAUCCUCACCUCCCCGCCAGCGCCGGGCACGCCCAUCCCGCCCGGCCACCACCUAGUCUACUUCACGCCGGGCGGUCUGGAAAGCGCCCUCGGCCCCGACGGCACAGACAGGACGUUCAACGCCCCGUCCCCCUUCACGCGGCGCAUGUGGGCGGGCGGGUGCAUGUCGUGGACCGCCUCACCGCUCAGAGUAGGCGACCUCGUCUCCGAGCACACGCGGCUCCUCGGCGCCGCCGCCAAGAGGAGCAAGUCCGGCGGCGAAAUGGUCCUCGUCGAGGUGGAAAAGGAGCUCCGGGGCCCGCGUGGCGCCGGCGUCGUCGACAGACGCUCGUGGAUCUUCAGAACCGAGAUGAGUUCACCAACAUUACCACACUCUCCCGCGCAGGUAUCCCGCCCUACCACGAUAACCGACAUCCCAGGCCAUAGAGGCUUUCCCACGCGGCAGCUCACCUGGUCGGCCGUUGGGCUGUUUCGCUUUUCGGCACUCACCUUCAACGGGCACAAGAUCCACUACGACGCGGAAUGGAGUCGCGGCGUCGAGGGACACGCCGGCGUCGUGGUCCACGGGCCGCUGAAUCUGAUCAAUAUCCUCGAUUACUGGGGCGAUGUUCACGGCGCGGGCGCGUCGCCGGCGAGCGUUGCGUACCGGGCCAUGUCUCCCCUCUACGCGGGGGACACAUAUACCAUUCAGACGGGGGAUGUGAGAGAUGACGUGUACGAUGUGGUUGCCGACAAGGACGGGACGGUGUGUAUGAAGGCCCAGAUUGUGGCAACAUCACAUGGUCGAUAG